Ictalurus furcatus (blue catfish) is the source of this 3118-nucleotide messenger RNA. It is a transcript of the gene tril, whose product is annotated as TLR4 interactor with leucine-rich repeats. The record is from RefSeq and is a predicted model, not a curated record. Lineage: Eukaryota; Metazoa; Chordata; Actinopteri; Siluriformes; Ictaluridae. Gene Ontology annotation, molecular function: protein binding. The coding region runs from base 209 to 2419 and encodes 736 amino acids. Gene Ontology annotation, cellular component: extracellular matrix. The transcript has a single exon.
UCUGCACCAGAUGACCACUUGUGGAGUCCGAACAAGGCUCUGACUUUGUCUCCUUUGUCUGCACGCGCUGCGGUAUGAAAGCGGAACUCCCUCCAUGUGGAAUUAUUACUGAUGCUGUUUUGCACGCGCUUUCCCGUUAAACGGUGCCUGUGAAGUCCCGGGCCAGGGACAGAGUGAUGUCCAUAGUGCCGGUGAGUUGGCGUGGAACAUGGCGAAGCGCGCGCUCUCUCACCUCGCUCUAUGGAAGGCGGGCGCGCUCUCGCUGCUGCUGCUGUGCGCUCGCGCCGCGUGUCCUGAGCUCUGCGAGUGUCCGCGCGCGCAACACGUCCUCUGCGCGAACCGCGGCCUGCGCGCUGUGCCCGAGAGCAGCCGGCCCGUGCGCGUGCUCGGACUCGCGGGCAACUUUAUCGGUAACGUGAGCGCGCUCGCUUUGGCACGCUACGGCCACCUGACGCGGCUCGACCUGCAGUUUAACCAGAUCCGGCGCGUGCACCCGAAGGCGUUCGAAACGCUCCUGGAGCUCGAGGAGCUGUAUCUGGGACACAAUCUGAUCUCGACACUGCACCCCGGGACUUUGGGGCCGCUACAGAAGCUCACCGUGCUGUUCAGUAACGAUAAUGACCUCCGCGAGCUGACAGGAGACACGUUCGGGAAGCUGGGGAGUUUGGUCCGGUUAAGGCUGGAUAAGAACGCCAUAGAGCUGCUGAGCGAGUCCGUGUUUCAACACGUCUCCAGUCUGAUGUUCCUGCACCUGGAAUCUAACCAGCUCCGUCAUAUUCACCAUAGAGCUUUCUACAGUCUGACUAAACUCCAGUUUCUCAACCUGUCAGACAAUAAGCAGACGCAGCUGCGCCACAGGACCCUGUUCUCCCAGCUCAGGUCUUUACUCACACUGCUGCUCUCACGAAACCAGAUCACGCACAUCGGCAGUCACGUGUUCCAGAACCUGAAAAAGCUCACCAAGCUGUCGCUGAGCACCAACAACAUUCUCAGGCUGGAGAACGAUACGCUGAAGGGGCUCGUGCGCCUCCAGGAGCUUGCAAUCGACGGCAACAAGCUAACGGAGAUCCAGGCAGGUGUGCUGGAGCCGCUCACGCGUGUUGAACGGAUCGAUCUCAGUGACAAUCGGAUCGCACAUAUCGAUCCCGCCGCGUUCGCCCGCCUCGCCCGUCUCAGGGUGCUGGAUCUCAGCAACAACCGGCUCAGGAGGAUCUCCGGUGGUGCGUUCGCCUCAAACGCCGCGCUCUUCCAGCUGGAGCUGAGCGGUAACCAGUGGAAAUGUGACUGUCAGAUGGAGAAGUUGAAGGACUGGAUGGCGGAGACGCGUGCCCGUGGAAAGUUACUCACAGCGCUCGUGCGAUGCGAUCGCCCACCUGCGCUCGAGGGGAAAUAUCUGGAGCAUGUGAACGGCACGGAGCUGCUUAACGGAAGCGGUUACUGCCGAGCGGAUGACGAGGAAGACAUGAUGGAGGCGCAGGAACCGCCAGGUGUAACGGAGGACAUGCUGAAGAGAGGGGGAGAUAAAGAAACGGCUCGGGAUGCUCAGGGAAGUCACAAGAACCUGACGGUGAAGAGGAAGAUGGAAGUGAAGCUCAGACCUGCACCGAGUGCUUCUGCGAAAGUGAGCUCCUCCUCGGCUCUUCUUGGAACACUGACAACCAAAACGUUCCCUUCAACGGAGGAGAACAUCAGCACGUGGGAGCUGAGUGAUGCACCGCAGAACCACGUGGAGCAUCACGCAGCCGUACGUGUGGCGGUGACGGACGCAUGUCAGUUCAACCGCCGGUACAUCGUGAACGUGGGCGUGCACAACGUGAGCUUCGACUCGAGCACGGUGUCGUGGAGCACGCCCGCGGACGCGCACACUGCCCAGGCCCAUGCGCUGAUGUUCCGCAUCCUGUUCGACCGCUUUGGACACUCUGUGCGUUUCCCGCGCUAUGUUUACACCGAUGGCUCCGCUCGAGCGGUGACACUGCGGGAGCUCCGCCCGGACUCCACCUACAUCACCUGCGUGGAAAGCGUGGUCGGCGGGGCUUUGUGCCAGGUGGCUCCGCGAGAUCACUGCGCGGGUUUCGUCACCACGUCGCCGGAAAGCGUCGUCGAGCUUCAGCACGUGACCGCGGCGGUGCUGGCGGUCAACGCGCUGCUGAUCCUGUCGGUGGGCGGGGUCUGGCUCUGGCGCGUUCUCAGGAGGAGGAUCAAAACCCGGAAGUCGUCCGCACACACUCAUGUGCGUCACAUGUACUCCACGCGGAGGCCCUUCCGGUCUGCCAUGGCAGCCACCUGUGUCUCGUCUGAGUUCAGUGGGUAUCAGAGCGGGCGCCCGCUGGCUGAGGAAGGGGAUCUGAUCCAGUUUCCGGUUGACCGCUUUUAUGACAGCAGAGAUGAUAAUUCCGUCAUACCGAGGAUAUCCGACUAAAUCCGAGCUUCUCACCUGCAUUGCCGAGUGAAGUGUGUGUGUGUGUGUGUGUGUGUGUGUGUGUUAAAUAUUUAUACAGGGCAAAUAUUUCUGCUCAUGCGCCUAUAUCCAUGUGUGACAAAGAUUUAAAAAACAACAUGUUCUUGCUGUGCUGUAUGAAUAUGGAAUUAUUACACAACUUUGAACAGUUAUCAAUAAAUAUUCAUCUGUCAGACUUUACUCAGACUGUUACACCCUGCUAACGUGGACCAUACAGAUGCUUCCAGAUGUUUGCUUGCCUUUGUACUGUUUCGCAUAAGAGUAAUCCAGGUAUACAUCCAUGCGUUAUUAUUGGAAAUCAAUGGAAUUUCAUACACAUGUGACUUGAUUUCAGGAAAAGACACACGGUUUGUUCGUUAAGUUUGUUCGUGUGCCUGUCGUUAAUCAAUAAACAGGAGGAAAUAUACCAACAGUCAGCACGCGUGUGUGUGUGUGUGUGUAUUGAGAAAGAUGCUGAUGAAUGAUACUAUAAAUGAUGAUUAAUAAGGGACACACUACUGUACAGUAUACUACACCAUGCAGAAAAUAAGCUCUGCCUUUAUAUAAAAUAUAUGCAUUUAUUUGUUUGUUUGUUUGUUUAUCAUCGGCGGUGUUGUCUUACACAAAAAAAUAUAAUUUAGUUGCAAUCUCUUUUUACAUGUUUAUUCAGGUUUGGAUGAU